UAACAUUUGCUAUGGCCGCCGUUGAAGACAAUAACCCAAACAAAGCUCUCACCACCACUAGGUUCUCCCAACUCCAACCGCCACUCUCCCAACCACUGCUCCAAGCUAUUUCAGCCGCCGGUUUUGAGUUCUGCACACCGGUUCAGGCCGCCACCAUACCCUUGCUAUGCACCUACAAAGACGUUGCGGUCGACGCCGCCACUGGCUCUGGGAAAACCCUAGCCUUCCUCCUCCCCCUAGUUGAAAUUCUCCGCCGCGCCGCCCCUCCCAAACCCCACCAGGUGGUGGGAGUAGUAAUUUCUCCAACUAGGGAGUUGGCAUUGCAGAUAUUUAAAGUUGCAGAGCCAUUUAUUGCGACAUUGUCAAAUGUUAGACCAAUGCUAUUAGUUGGAGGAGCUGAAGUGAAAGCUGAUACCACUAAAAUUGAAGAGGAAGGUGCUAAUUUGUUAAUCGGGACGCCUGGAAGGCUUAGUGAUAUAAUGGAGCAUAUGAAAAUGCUGGACUUUCGAAACCUUGAGAUAUUGAUUCUGGAUGAAGCUGAUCGGUUGUUAGACAUGGGAUUCCAGAAACAGGUAAGUUCAAUCAUAUCUCGCUUACCAAAGCUUCGUAGGACCGGCCUUUUUUCAGCUACUCAAACCGAAGCAGUUGAAGAGCUAGCCAGAGCAGGAUUAAGGAAUCCUGUGAGGGUAGAAGUGCGAUCUGAAAUAAAAAGAUCAAAGGAUGUAACCUCUUCACAGCAAAUUGCCUCUUCUAAAACUCCUUCAGGGCUCCAAAUGCAGUAUUUUCAAUGUGAAGCAGACCAGAAACCUCAACAGCUCAUUGAUCUUCUCCUAAAAAACAAAGCCCAGAAAAUAAUUAUCUAUUUCAUGACUUGUGCCUGUGUUGAUUACUGGGGAGCUGUACUUCCACGACUUUCCUUAUUGAAAGGAUUCUCUCUGAUCCCUCUUCAUGGAAAGAUGAAGCAGGCUGCAAGGGAGAAGGCAUUAGCAUCAUUUACAUCUCUUUCAAGCGGCAUUCUUCUUUGCACUGAUGUAGCAGCUCGUGGGCUUGACAUUCCUGGUGUUGACUGCAUUAUACAGUAUGACCCCCCACAGGAUCCUAAUGUGUUCAUACACAGAGUUGGCCGAACUGCCCGAAUGGGACGACAAGGAACUGCUAUUGUGUUCUUGUUACCAAAGGAGGAAGCAUACAUUGAAUUCCUCAGGAUAAGGAGAGUUCCACUCGAAGAGAGACAAUGUUCGGAUGAGGCUCCCGAUAUCAUACCCCAGAUACGUUUAGCAGCCAAAAAGGACCGUGAAAUUAUGGAGAAAGGAGUCAAGGCCUUUGUAUCUUAUGUUCGUGCUUAUAAAGAACACCAAUGUUCUUUUAUCUUCAGGUGGAAAGAUCUUGAAAUCGGGAAGUUGGGGAUGGGAUAUGGACUGUUGCAGCUCCCGGCGAUGCCUGAAGUAAGGCACUACUCUCUAUCCACCCAAGGUUUUGUUCCCGUUGAAGAUAUAAAACUGGAGGAUAUCAAGUACAAAGAAAAGUCUCGGGAGAAGCAAAGGAAGAAAAACCUGGUAGCGAAACAGGCUGCAAAAGAGCAAAAAAAGCAGCAGUCAAAAGCAACGACGAAAGCUUCUAGCUCUGUGGCCACAAGUAAGAAAACAGCCAAACAGAGACGAGCUGUUCAAUCAACAGAUGAUGCAGAUGAGUUAGAACGGGAUUAUCGCCUCCUGAAGAAAUUGAAAAAAGGUAGGAUCGAUGAAAAUGAAUUUGCAAAAUUAACUGGAACAGAGGAAUUAUGAUACUGGGAAUAGGAAGGGGUUGUUGCGCGAACAGCUACAUACGAAUAGUAAGAUGAUUACAUCAUAUCUGAACAACGCGGUUUCGUUGAGAUGAGGUGACAAGAUUAACAAUAUUUGCAACUGGUAUCAGCUUUGUUUUGUUGAUGGUUUGUAUCCAGUCAUUAGCGGUUCAACUUGAGCUGAUAGUUUUUGUAGGAAUACUUCCAUAGACGUCGGAUUUCAUGUAUCUUAGUUUGUAAUUUAGUUGAGAAUGGUCAUCUAUUUUUUACUGCAUGCUUUAGUUUUUUCAA
This is a messenger RNA of Salvia hispanica, 2074 nucleotides long. Its product is annotated as DEAD-box ATP-dependent RNA helicase 18. Gene Ontology annotation, molecular function: ATP binding; RNA helicase activity; nucleic acid binding. The record is from RefSeq and is a predicted model, not a curated record. Lineage: Eukaryota; Viridiplantae; Streptophyta; Magnoliopsida; Lamiales; Lamiaceae.